CGACAAUAAUGAGGAGACCAGAGAUUAACUGCAACCUCGACAAUAAACACGUAAGACUGAUGCGGAUCGAUUAGAAUCGGAGGAAGAGAAGCAGAAGAAGAAGAAGAAGAAGAAAAAGAGGAGGAGGAAGAACGAAGUAUAUAUUUUUGCGAUUCUAUUUUGGAAUAGAAAUACGCGAGGAGAUUGAGGUGAAAGGGAAGAAGAUGGAAAGAAAGAUGUCGAACAGUUUUUGUACCAAGAUUUGUACGAUGAAUUUCUAUCGAGGAGGAGAAUUUUAAUUGAGAGAAAGGAGUGGAGCGAAAGGGGAAUCAUCACAGAAGCGAAGAAGAGAUGUCUCUGAAUCACAGAUAUUACGUAACAACUGUGCCGGACGAGGGAGAGAACAGCUUUAAAAUGCCCAGGGCUUCCGUGGUGCACAUGACUUCGACGGCGACGAGGCCGCAACACAUGUCACAGGUGUUGGCCACCCUGGCACUGUCGAUGGGAACGCUUUCCUCGGGCCUGGCAAAGGGUUACACCUCGCCCGCCUUGGAUUCCAUCUUGGACAACCAACCGCCUCACCUUUAUCAGUCCACCAACAACGACACGUGGUCGGCUUUCUCGGUGACGCAACAAGAAGCGUCGUGGGUCGCCUCGUUGUCCAUGCUGGGCGCGUGGUUCGGCGCUAUGAUCGGCGAUUGGGUGAUGAGAAGGGGGCGUAGAUUGGCCCUACGCGUCACGUCUUUGCCCCUGGCCGUCGUCUGGAUCCUGACGGGGAUCGCGCCCUGCGUGGAACUGGUCUACGUGACCAGCUUCAUCGGGGGCCUCUGCUGCUCCGUGAUCACCAUGGUCGCGCAGGUAUACAUAUCAGAAAUCUCGAUGCCGGGCAUCAGAGGUUGCCUGUCGGCUAUGCUGAAGGUGCUGGGCCACGUGGGCGUGUUGUUGUCGUAUAUAGCCGGCACGUACUUGAAUUGGAGGCAAAGCGCCCUCCUGGUGGCAAUAGCGCCCUCGAUGCUCUUUUUGGGGACCCUCUUUAUACCCGAGACGCCGUCGUAUCUCGUUCUGAAUGGCAAAGACGACGAGGCUGCCAACAGCUUGCAGUGGCUGCGCGGUGAUCACGUCGACAUACGUCACGAGCUCCAGGUGAUCAAAACGAACAUUCUCGCGUCACGGGCGAAGCAGUACGAGCUCACGUUCAAGAACAGCGUGUUCACGCCUCGUUUGUACAAGCCUAUCGCCAUCACGUGCGGGUUGAUGUUUUUCCAGAGGUUUUCCGGGGCGAACGCGUUCAAUUAUUACGCGGUGAUCAUAUUCAGGCAGACCCUGGGCGGCAUGAAUCCUCACGGAGCUACCAUCGCGAUUGGCUUCGUCCAACUAUUGGCUUCUCUGUUAUCAGGAUUCCUGAUCGAUAUCGUGGGCAGGUUACCGCUUCUGAUAGCCAGCACCGUGUUCAUGUCGUUGGCGUUGGCCGGUUUCGGCAGUUAUGCCUAUUACAUGUCCCAGACGCAAAAUCUGGGAUAUCCGGACUCGGCGGUGGUCGGCCAACACGAUUGGAUACCGUUGCUCUGCGUCCUCGUCUUCACGACCGCUCUGGCUCUGGGCAUAUCGCCAAUUUCGUGGUUAUUGAUUGGCGAGCUCUUCCCCCUCGAGUAUCGCGGCCUCGGCUCGAGCAUCAGCACCAGCUUCAGCUACUUCUGCGCGUUCGUCGGGAUUAAGCUCUUCAUGGAUUUUCAGCAGACGCUCGGUCUACACGGGGCAUUCUGGUUCUACGCGGCGGUCGCCGUAUGCGGUCUGUGCUUCGUGGUCUGUUGCGUGCCUGAGACAAAGGGGAAACAGCUGGACGAGAUGAACCCGGACUACGCCCAGGCGCGGUAGUAUAAGGCCUCGUUAACGGGGGGCCUGUCGAAUUUCGAAAAGUCCAACAAACCCCUGCCGGGAGGUGCGUACCCGAAUCAACACGAUCCGCGCGAGUUGUACGAUAGGGGUUGCGCUCCGACCGACACCGGUACGUCCUCCGCGCGCCACGCGCCCAAUCGUCGAAGCCUGUUCACCGAUUGCUGCAACAUGUUCGCGGAGAGGACGAACAGGAUCGGCAGGAACGUGGGCAACUUCGUCCAAUCCCGGGGCGGUUCCCUGUUCUCGGCAGGCCGCCGUUCCACGGGCGAGGACCCGUUCCGCGGCGGCAAUUCCGCGGCCCUCCAUCCGCGAUCGUGCAACGGGGACGUGGUGAAGCACGAUUACAGCCGUUUCUUCAACCCUGUGGAGGAGGACGAGGAGGAGGCGGCGACUCGCUCGCGGGAGGAGGAUCGUCAACGAUCGUACGGGCGGAAUCGUCGGGUCGGGAGGACGUACGUCCGCGGCAAGGGUGUCUACCUCUCCACGGGGGAGGAGAGGGUGGCCGACGGAGGGAUGGAGAUGAGACCGCGACGGGGGGUCGGCGAUUACGCGAUUACGCGCGAGGGGGGGAGGAGGGCGGACGUCGACUCGGCUAAGCCGAUAAUGGUGGGGAACGGGAGGAUUUGCAGCAGCAGCAGCAGCUCGACUCUGCCCAGGACGCGGGGCAGGACCAUCAAUUUCGGGGAUCAGCGGGGAUCGGUUUACCCCCGGCUGGGAUCGCGGCGGGCCUGUCCGGGGAGAAGCUUGCAGGAGCUGUCGGAUCUCGAGCUGGAGGACGGGAGGGGGGCGAGGGGUCUCGCGUCGUCGAACGCCGCGGCGAGUGAGUGGAGGGGUGGCGAGGACAGGGUUGCUUCGCUCGACGAGGAGUCAUCCGGUUGGCAUCGGCGCCGAUACGGGUACAGUCGGGAGGACCGACUCGGGGAUGACGAUUACCUCAGACUGUACAGGAGUUUGUCCAGGCUGAGCAAAUAUCCCCAAGGGGGCAAGUACGAGCCCGGUCAGGUGCACUACGAGAGGGAAUGCAGGACGUUCGGCAAGGACACGGUCGCGUUCAUCUAUUACAAAACUUGCUACUUGUGAUGCACGAGGAGGGAUCGAUCGAGGGGGUUGUCCGUUCGACAAGGAUCGGAUAAUUUGGUCCAGUUGGGAGGGGUUCCAACUCGAGGAGGAGUUCCCGAUGUUUAAAAUCGUUCCGGGAUCGAGCCUCCCGCAAGAAAUAAUCUCGUUUCCCGGUAUCGAAGAGUAUUGGAAAAAAGAAAGAAGAUUUUGAUUUCUGUCCUGAGCAAGAUCUCAUUACACGACGGCGUUAGAUUACCGAGUUCCUUGAUUUGAUACGAGCUUUUUCCGUUCGCGAGUCGAUAGAAAUAUAUGGACGAGAUAAUUAUUUCGAGUAAUUGUACAAGAUUGGUCGGAAACGAAAGAACGAUUGUUGUCCUAACGACCAUCUUAUUAAAAUCACGCUUGACGCGCGAUGGGUGUCGACAUUCUAAAGAAGACUUCGUAUGUAAUAAAAAAAAAAAAAAGAAAAGAAAAGAAAAGAAAAAAAAGGAAAGGUACAAUUUAUACGACGAUAGAAUAGAGGUAUAAAAAAAAAAAAAAUUAAAUAGGGGAUAAUUGUUAAAAGAAUAAGAGUACGUUCAAACGAUUAAUUUUUUCCCUCCCUCCUCUGACCAGUUUUAUGCUCACUUUCGAUAAUUAUCGUAAAAGAAAUCAAAGUCGACGAGUAAGAUCUCUUUUUUCAAAAACGACACGACUGAAUUACGUAAAUUAGAUAGACCCAUCUUCGUGAUCUGCCUUGUGAGAAAAAACGAUGCUCGAACGAUAUUUUGACCAAGAAGCGCAUUAAAUUAGCAUACAGUUAUUUUCAGUAGCUAUAUAUAUAUAUAUAUAUAUAUAUCAAACGAAUUCUUGCAAGUAUAUAUAUAUAUAUGUAUACAUUCGAAAAGAUGGAUCUCGUUGGAACAAUAAUAAUAUAAAAAAAAAAAAGAUAAAUAAAUAAAGAACGCUCUUCCGUGCAACGUGCCUUUUCUGAGAGCACGCAAAUACGAUAUAUAUAUACACAUAGACGUACAGAUAAUAACGCAGAAUACGUAUAAAUUAUACAUAAAAAGAAAAAGAAAAAAAAAAAAAAAAGAAAAUGAUAGUCGUACAUACAUACAUACACGUGUAUACAAUAAAUUGUUUAGAAUAGAAUCGAUAGACUGGUCCGUCGAUUGUCUAGACGUUUCACCCGUGAUAUUUUCAACUAAAAGAAUUUCCAAAAUAACACGCGAGAAAAGAAGAGCUAAUUAAAAUACAAAACGUGAUAGCGUGAUACAAAAUUUCAGAGAUCCAUUUUCUUUCAAAAGCGCACGAUUGAUCUUCGAGCUCUGAAAUGAUUUCAGAGCAUCAAUUGAUUCGAUACCACGUUGAAGGAAAUUUUAUUCUAUGCUAUUA
Molecule: messenger RNA, 4311 nt
Organism: Apis laboriosa (Himalayan honeybee)
Lineage: Eukaryota; Metazoa; Arthropoda; Insecta; Hymenoptera; Apidae
Product: facilitated trehalose transporter Tret1-2 homolog
Exons: 8
Coding region: 331-1854 (507 amino acids)
Biological process (GO): transmembrane transport
Cellular component (GO): membrane
Molecular function (GO): transmembrane transporter activity
Source: RefSeq, a predicted model, not a curated record